GGCCGGGCGAAAACUAAAGCCCAAAAUGUAAUCACUUUCUGUUUCUCAAACUAGUCUUAAACCCUUGUAAAAUCCUGACCUCUCUUGUUGUUCCUCUCCAUUGCUAAUAAUGGAGGAUAUUGAAGCCAUCAAAUCCGACGUUGCAUCUUUUGCUUCUUCCCUCGGCCUUGCUACUUCAUCUGGUUUCGACGACUCUGAUUUCCGCAAAAAAGGUCGCAUCAAAAAGGAUACUAAAGAUGGAAACCAAAACAACAAAAAUCGAACCAACAACGAUAAAUUUGCCAAAAACAGCGAUAAAUUUGUCAAAAAACCGAAGGUGGAACCUCAAGUCGACAAUAAUAAUAAUUUAUGGAAUACGAAAUACAAAAACAUGCCGAAGCUUCCACUUGUGAAAGCAAGUGCAUUGGCGAUAUGGUAUGUUGAUGCUGAAGAAUUGGAGGAAAAGGUUAUUGGAAGUGAGAAGAAGAGUACAGUUGUCGAGUUCAAGAAUGUUGAUGAAUGGAAAAAGAAAGUGGAGAAGAAGAAGGAAUUAGGGGAAAGGUUAUUGGCGCAGUAUGCUCAGGAUUAUGAGUCGUCGCGAGGGCAAAGUGGAGAUAUAAAGAUGUUGCUUACUACGUUAAGGUCCGGUACUGCUGCUGAUAAGAUAUCGGCUUUUUCGGUUAUGAUUGGGGAUAAUCCAACUGCUAAUUUGAGAUCGCUUGAUGCUCUUUUAGGGAUGGUGACAGCUAAAGUUGGAAAGCGCCAUGCUUUGUCAGGUUUGGAAGCAUUGAAAGAACUUUUUGUUUCUAGUUUGCUGCCUGAUCGCAAGCUGAAGACACUCUUUCAGCGGCCGAUAGAUCAUAUUCCGGACACAAAAGAUGGUUACUCGCUUCUACUCUUUUGGUAUUGGGAGGAAUGCUUGAAGCAAAGGUAUGAGCGGUAUAUCGCUGCUCUUGAGGAAGCAUCAAGAGAUGUCUUAGAUAUACUCAAAGACAAGGCGUUAAAGACAGUUUAUGUUUUGCUAAAGUGCAAACCAGAACAAGAGCGCCGAUUGCUUGCUGCCCUUGUAAACAAGCUAGGAGAUCCUAAAAACAAGGUUGCAUCUAAUGCUGAUUAUCACCUAUCAAAGCUUUUGGCUGACCAUCCAAAUAUGAAGGCUGUGGUGAUUGAAGAAGUAGAUAAUUUUCUUUUCCGGCCUCGUCUGGUAUUGCGAGCCAAGUAUCAUGCUGUUAAUUUUUUAAGCCAAAUUCGCUUAAGUCACAGGGGAGAUGGCCCAAAGGUGGCAAAGCGUUUGAUAGAUGUAUAUUUUGCUCUAUUUAAGGUAUUAAUAUCUGAAGCAGGGGAAGGACGGAUGGUGAAUAAGAAGAGCGAGGGACACAAAGAGGUUUCUGGCACUUCGAAAGAUAAGAAAGAAAAAGAUUCAUCAGAAACUCAUGUGGAAAUGGAUUCACGCUUACUAUCAGCACUUCUUACGGGUGUGAAUAGAGCAUUCCCUUAUGUUUCAAGUGAUGAAGCUGAUGAUGUAAUUCAGGCCCAUACACCUGUGUUGUUUCAGCUAGUUCAUUCAACGAACUUUAAUGUUGGAGUUCAAGCUCUCAUGCUCCUAGAUAAGAUCUCAGCAAAAAAUCACAUUGUUAGUGAUCGGUUUUAUCGUGCCUUGUAUGCAAAGCUCCUGCUACCAGCUGCAAUGAAUUCUUCCAAAGAGGAAUUGUUUAUUGGACUACUACUUAGGGCUAUGAAAAAUGAUGUAAAUGUGAAGCGAAUUGCUGCAUUCUCGAAGCGUUUGUUACAGGUUGCAAUUCAGCAGCCGCCUCAAUACGCAUGUGGGUGUCUGUUUCUCCUGUCUGAGGUCCUUAAAUCAAAACCAACUCUCUGGAAUAUGAUGCUUCAGAGUGAGUCUGUUGAUGAUGAUCUUGAGCAUUUUGAAGAUAUUAUAGAAGAAGAUGAAAAUCAACCCAGUCCACCAAAUAGAACGGAUAAUGCAAGUGAAGUUGAAGCUAAUCACUUGGAAAAUGGCAAUCACUCCCUGCAAGAUGAAGGUGGUUCUUCUGAGCCUGAUGAUGAUGAUUCACUCCAAGCUAAUGAGUCGCCUGCUAGAGGGGGUUUAGAUGAGCCAAAGGAAUCUAGAUUGCUGUCGGGAUUUAGCAAACUUCUACCUGAGGGUUCAAAUGAAAAGCUCUUAUUGCCCGGAGGAUAUGAUACACGGCACAGAGAACCUUCAUUCUGCAAUGCAGACCGUGUUAGCUGGUGGGAGCUGAUGGUACUUGCAUCGCAUGCGCAUCCAUCAGUUGCAACCAUGGCUAGAACCCUUCUUUCAGGAGCUAACAUUGUGUACAAUGGUAAUCCCCUGAAUGAUCUUUCGCUGACUGCUUUUCUCGACAAGUUCAUGGAAAAGAAACCGAAACAUAACACUUGGCAUGGUGGCUCCCAAAUUGAACCUGCUAAGAAGCUUGACAUGCAAGGGCAGCUGAUUGGGUCAGAAAUUCUUUCCUUGGCUGAAACAGAUGUACCCCCUGAGGAUCUUGUCUUCCACAAAUUCUACGUGAAUAAGAUGAAGUCCUCGAAGAAACCAAAGAAGAAAAAGAAGAAGACACCGGAGGAUGAUGCUGCUGAGGAGUUUUUGGUUGCUGACGGUAGCGAUGUCGAAGAUGAGAUUGAUGAAGACGCUGCUGACGACAGUGAAAAUGAGGAGAUUGACAGCAUGUUAGAAUCCGGUGGACUUCCCUUGGAAGCUAAUGGUGAAUACGAUUACAGUGAUUUGGACGACGUUGUUAAUGAAGACGAUGAUGAAUUGAUUGGUGAUGCCAGCGAUGAGGAUAUGGAUGCCCUUUUGGAAAACGAUGGAGCUAACAUUAAUUCCGGCAGUGAUGACGACAAUGAUGCAGAAAAGGCAAAUGACGAUGACGAAGAGGAUGAUGUACAUCAAAGAAAAAAGAAAAGAAGGAAAGACAAGCGUGUGGGAAAAUCCCCAUUUGCUAGCCUUGACGACUAUGAACAUUUGCUUAACGAGGACAACAGUACAAAAGAGAGCCCCAAAAAGCACAUUAAAUCAAGAACGAAGAGAAAGAGUAACGAGGAGAUUCCAAAAGAGAGCACAGAAAAGCCCGCUAAAUCAAGAAAGCAGAGGAAGAGUUCAAAAUAGGUUUGUCCUUUAUUUACAUGGUAGAGUUACUAAUUUUGAUAACCUAUCCUGGCAGAUUCUCCUGAGAUAGGUAAAGGAGCUCUUUUGAUACCAAUAGUUGACUCAAUCAUGUCAGCUCUCGUGUAUUGUGUUAUAAUUUUAGCUGAUAAUGCAGCGUCAUUCGUAGGUUCUUUUUCCUCCUUGUGUAACGAUAGCUUUGCUAAAGUCAUAUUUGCAUCGUCACAGUCCGUCUUAUGAUAACUUUGCAAGUGUCCUAUUCACAUCAUUUGUGACAACGAUUAUUACAGGAAGUGCAAAGCCGCGGGUAUAAAUCCGUUCCAUCUUA
Molecule: messenger RNA, 3446 nt
Organism: Lycium barbarum (goji berry)
Lineage: Eukaryota; Viridiplantae; Streptophyta; Magnoliopsida; Solanales; Solanaceae
Product: protein SLOW WALKER 2
Exons: 16
Coding region: 110-3121 (1003 amino acids)
Cellular component (GO): nucleus
Source: RefSeq, a predicted model, not a curated record